CACCAUCAGCUCGUGAAUCCAUAUAUGAGGAAGUUUCGCUGAUUUUGGAUAUGAAAAUCUGAAGAAUCGGAAGUCAACGCAGGUCUGGCACUGUUCAUUCGAAAUUUUGUCUCUUUGAUUCACGAUGAUCCAGACUUCUUUGAUGGCUAAUUUUUGGAUAUACUGAGCGGUUUGAAAUCCCCUUCCAUCCUAUGAAGUUGAAUUUCAUUAUCAAUUGAUUUUCAUUUCGAUUUGAGGGGUUUAUGGGUUACGAACUACUGUUCAUAGCGAGAACCUUGAUUAUGAAUGCUUAUGCUUUUUUUCCAAGUUUUGUGGAUUCUUCCCUGCUGUUUUGAGUUCCUUUGAGAUGCAUAUGAAUGAUUUUACUUGUACGAGUUCCUAGUAUGAAUAGCUGCUGGUGUUCUUGACUCCUUUCACGACAUAGUUUCCCAUUAUGAAUAGUUGUUGUUUUUCUUGUUUCCUGAGAUAUCAAUGUUCUGAUGACGGCAUUGAAACAGAUAAAAGAGAAAGCUCAUAAGGGCGAUCGAAAGAAUAAUGAAGAGACGAUAUCUAGGUUCAUAUAAUCAUAUGGAAUUGUAGAACGUAUUUGAUUGGUUCAUUUUGUGCAGUUAUUGUGACAUGCUACAGACAUGUGUUAGUAAAUUCAGCCUAGUGUUUGGGAAUAGAUCAUCCUUGGACAUGAAUAAGGACAAAAGAGCUUUGGAGAGUUUCCAUAUUGGGGAGCUCCAAAGAAAUGGUUGUUGCUAUUUCAUUGAGAUGUUCAAGACAAGAUAAAGUGCGAGAAGCGGGGCUUGGGGAGAACUUACGAGUCCGAGUAUCUGGGAUUGAGGAAGAUGAUAUCUUAUCAGGUUUGUUUUAUGCAGUGUUGUGGAUGCUUUGCAAGAAAAUAUUUAAUGGUUUAUCUUCGGAGGAUAAGAGAAAAUUAUCCAUGAAUGCAAAGGCAAUCAAUAUCCUUCAUUGCUCUCUUGGCCCUGACGAAUUUGCAAGAGUGAGUACAUGCAAAACGGCCAAGGAAGUAUGGGAUCUACUAGAAGCCACACACGAAGGAGACAUCUCAACCAAGCAAACGAUGAUUGCCCUAGGAAACUCGGAGUACGAAUCCUUCAAGAAAGGGCCAUGUGAGACAAUCCAAGACAUGAACAAGAGGUUCAACGAGAUUGUCAACAAAUUGAGUAAGUUGGGUAAGACAUAUACUACUUCCGAGCUUAAUACGAAAAUUCUGUUUUCUUUACCAAAAGAAUGGCAUAGUAGUAUAGUAGAUUUAUUACCCAAAUGUGAUAAGGCUGAAACCGCCCACAUUUGGUCUUCCUUGUAUUCUCACGAACUUUUGUUGAGAAAGAUCAAAGAGGAAGAAAUGCGUGAAAAUCCCAAGCUUACCAACGCCUUCAAAGCUUCCAAAGACUCGUCAAAUGAAGAAUCAAGCGAGUCAAGUGAUUCAAAUGACUCAAGCUCCUCGGAAGAGUCAAAUGACGAGGAAGAUGAAGAGAAGGCGAUGAGAAUGAAAUAUACGGAUUUCCUCAAAUGGAAGAAGUAUGUGAAGAGGAAAGAAGUAUAUUCAAAGCCGAAAAAAGAGCGGCAUAAGCCAAGGUAAAUUCUUCUCACUUAUUGGGAUAAGAUGUUUUGUUUUGUUUUAAUUAUUUUCAAAAAUAAAACCUUAUCUCAUACGUGCUUUUAUUUGCUUUAGCCUUGGUUUGCAUGAUUAAAUAAUUUUUUUUAAUUCAUCUUUAAAUCAUGCUUUUUAGAAAAUAAUCCCUAAAAACCCCUGGAAAAAAUAAAGUUUUUAAACUUGCAUCAUUUUAGGGGGAGUUUUCAUUUUUAGAGGGAGUUUCGUUGUAAAUGCACCUUUUGCCCAAUGAUCUCAAAACUAUCAUUUUUCCUAAAAAAAUUCAUUUUGAUAGGGGGAGGGUUUCAAGAAGUUAUACAUAGUUAAAAUUUUCAAAAUACCCUUUUUGAUUUUGACAAAAGGGGGAGAAGAUGUAUACUUCAAAGUGGUGCAUAG
This is a messenger RNA of Cuscuta campestris, 1999 nucleotides long. NCBI's taxonomy places the organism in Eukaryota, Viridiplantae, Streptophyta, Magnoliopsida, Solanales, Convolvulaceae. The record is from the annotation of a GenBank genome assembly.